Prorocentrum cordatum is the source of this 306-nucleotide messenger RNA. NCBI's taxonomy places the organism in Eukaryota, Dinophyceae, Prorocentrales, Prorocentraceae. The record is from the annotation of a GenBank genome assembly.
AGAGGAUCAAGCGUGCUGCUUCGUCUGCCGCUGCAGCAGAAACGUUGAGCGUGUCUUCUGCGGUAGCAGAGUCUCACUGGCUGCUGAUAAUGUGGAGAGAUCUCCUUUUCAACGACGUGAGCAAGCCCGACUGGCACCUCAGCCAGGCGCCUUUCUCUCUUGUCCUCCCCCGUGAUUGCUCUCUAAGUGAGGGUGUGUCGUCAGUCUCGGUCGUCGACGCCAAGUCGGUCUUCGAUGUCCUGACUCGCAAUAGUGCCGGCACUAAGGCCGACGAGCGCAACGCGAUAGAGAUGGCAGUCAUCAGGG